Microsporum canis CBS 113480 is the source of this 717-nucleotide messenger RNA. RefSeq names its product metalloprotease ATP23. Lineage: Eukaryota; Fungi; Ascomycota; Eurotiomycetes; Onygenales; Arthrodermataceae. The transcript has 3 exons. Gene Ontology annotation, cellular component: extrinsic component of mitochondrial inner membrane. Gene Ontology annotation, molecular function: metalloendopeptidase activity. The record is from RefSeq and is a predicted model, not a curated record. Gene Ontology annotation, biological process: mitochondrial protein processing; mitochondrial proton-transporting ATP synthase complex assembly. Bases 1 to 717 code for a protein of 238 amino acids.
AUGUCGGAAUCACAGUCGACUGGCAGCGAUGCCUCGGAUAAGAAGCAGAAGUCGACCGGGUUUACGCCCGGGGACGAUAUUCUUACUCACUUCCGGAAUAUCUACGCAGGCAUCACAGGAAAGAUGACCCCCGAGGGUGUCGAACAGUUCCGGCUCGCAAGAGACCUUCGAAAUGAAGAAGCAGACUGCAGGAGAUGCGAGUCGCAGCGGGAUUACCUACUGAAUUAUAGUCCGAUCAUACGGUUCCUUCAGGAUAAUAUCAGACAGCUUGGAGGAGAUAUAUCUUCGAAGAAUAUCUAUUGUCGGCGGUGUACGGCCCGAAGGGGCGGAGGGUUUGAUCCUGAGUACGGAAUUCAGAUAUGCGCGAAUGCAAUGAAUAGUCAAAGUCAGCUUGAGGACACCUUAGCUCACGAGAUGGUGCAUGCCUACGACCAUCUGCGAUUCAAGCUCGACUGGGUGGAUAACUUGAAGCAUGCAGCUUGCGCGGAGAUACGAGCAAGUUCGCUGAGUGGAGAAUGCAGAUGGGCCAAUGAAUUCUUUGGAAGGCAGGAGUUCAAGCUGGCAAACCACCAUCAAGAAUGCGUCAGACGAAGAGCCGUGAUGUCUGUACAGGCUAGGCCUGCAUGCAAGAGCAAGGAACAAGCUUUGAGAGUAGUGGAUGAAGUAUGGGAAAGCUGCUUUCGAGAUACACGACCAUUUGACGAAAUAUACCGAUAA